AUCCAGUUGAUGCUGUUGCCAGUUUCUCGGGAGCAUUCUUCGCUUAUCGACCCGCCCCUUAGGUGUUGCUUCGUCCGUUUGAAUUGGCACCCCACCAUCCCGACGGCCUAAGGAACUCUCUCCAAUGGCUGGGAAACUGCACAAGGGCCGGUUUGGGGGCUGGUGGACUACAGGAGCUUGCCUGGUGACGCUUUCCUACUUCCCAGGCCUCUGGGCUCAGAUGGUGCUGGUCAACGACACCGUCUCAGGGUACAUUGGGACUGACGUGGUCCUGCACUGCAGCCUGACCAACCCCUUCCCCAAUGUGAAGAUCACGCAAGUCACCUGGCAGAAGGCCACCAACGGCUCCAAACAGAAUAUCGCGAUCUUCAACCCCAGCAUGGGCGUCUCCAUCCUGCCCCCCUACAAGGAGAGAGUGACCUUCCGGGACCCCUCCAUCACGGAUGGCACCAUCCAGCUGUCGAGCCUCGAACUGGAGGACGAGGGUGUUUACAUCUGCGAAUUCGCAACAUUCCCCACCGGCAAUCGGGAGAAUCAGCUCAAUCUCACCGUCUUGGCCAAGCCAACAAACCGGAUGGAGGGCACGACGAGCCCCCUGAUCGCCCGGGCCGGCCUGACGGAGAAGAUUUUGGUGGCCACUUGCACUUCCUCCAACGGGAAGCCUCCCAGCACCGUGACCUGGGACACCAAGCUGAAGGGGGAGGCCGAGUUCCAGGAGAUCCGGAAUGCCAACGGCACCUUCACGGUGAUCAGCCGCUACCGCCUCCUGCCCAGCCGGGAGGCUCACCAGCAGCAGCUCAUGUGUGUGGUCAACUACCAGCUGGACCGCUUCACUGACAGCAUGACCCUCAACGUGCUGUACGAGCCUGAAGUGAGGAUUGAUGGCUUUGAUGGCAACUGGUACCUGAACCGGAAGGACGUGAAACUGACGUGCAUCUCUGAUGCAAACCCUCCAGCCACCCUCUACCAGUGGAAGCUGCUCCCCAUGACUACCGUAGGUAUGACUAGAAUGAAUGGAUCGCUUCCGGACAACGUGGAGGUUCAAAACAGCACCUUGUUCUUCAAGGGGCCAGUCACCUACAGCCUAGCGGGGACGUAUGUCUGUGAGGCCACCAACACCAUCGGCACACGAUCGGGCCUGGUGGAAGUCAAUGUCACAGAUAAGCCCUUGCCCCAGGGGGGCCCUGGAAGCAUUUUUGGAAUUCUGGGUGGUGUGAUUGCAGCUGCUCUCAUUAUUGGUGUGGCUGUCACCGUCUUUGUUGUGUACAGACGACAGCAAAAGAGCCGUUCCGAUGCGGACAAUGACCUGAUUGACCUCCCACCUUCCCACAAACCUGCUCCCCCACCUCCCAAGUGGAAGCAAGAGAUGAAGAGUCACCUGACAGCAGACGAUAUCCAGGUUGUGCACCUAGACAACAUGAAGGAGCAAGAGGAGGAGAUCCAGAAGUUGCCCCCACUGCCCCCCUACUAUGACAUGGCUGCCACGGAGACCACCCCUCAUUCGGAGAAGCCGAACAUUAGAAAGUGUCACUCAGAGAUACCGGAUGCGGGUGAUUACCUAACCUGCCAUUAUUCACAUGAAGAACAGAAUCUGGAAAAAAUACCUUAUGUCUACACUCCCUUGUCUUACCUCCCAGAAGACGCCUACUCGUCCAGCCGCACCAGUGCUUCCUUUUGCUGCCCACCCCCUGGAUCCAGAGCGCCUUACAUCUGUCCCAAGGAACAGUAUGUCUAA
Molecule: messenger RNA, 1735 nt
Organism: Varanus komodoensis (Komodo dragon)
Lineage: Eukaryota; Metazoa; Chordata; Lepidosauria; Squamata; Varanidae
Gene: NECTIN1
Product: nectin cell adhesion molecule 1
Exons: 10
Coding region: 125-1735 (536 amino acids)
Biological process (GO): heterophilic cell-cell adhesion; protein localization to cell junction; homophilic cell-cell adhesion
Cellular component (GO): adherens junction
Source: RefSeq, a predicted model, not a curated record